AUGGGCCGCGAACUCCAAAAGCGCAAAAACCGCUCCAGCAUCUCCAAAACCCGGCAAAAGCCCAAAUCCAAAAAGAAAAUCCUCACCAACCCUAUCAUCGCCACCGCCUGGGACAAGUCGCAAUCCCUCGCGCAAAACUACAAACGCCUGGGCCUGACGGCGAAGCUGAACAAGAACACGGGGGGCGUCGAGCGCAACGUCUCGGAUGUGUUGAGGGAGGCGAAGGAGGGCGGGGAGAGGAAGGUGGAUACGUUGAAUAUUGCGAGUUCGUCGCGGAGGAGGGAGACGUUGGAGGUGGGCGAGGCGCGGAUUGAGAGGGAUCCUGUGUCGGGGGCGAUUUUGAGGGUUGUGGAGCAGGAGGGUGGGAGGGCGAAUCCGUUGGGGGAUCCGUUGAAUGAGCUUGAUUCGUCCUCCGAUGACGAGGAGGACGAAGAUGAGACAGAUCUCCUCAACCCCAAGAAACAGCACGGCAACACCAACCCCUCCGCAUCGAUCGACUCCGAAGGCAAGAAGACAGAGACGGUCCGGAGACUAGAGGAAGAAGCGCGGAAACCCGCGGCGAAGUACAAGAGGAAGCAGCCCGAGGGCGAGGUGGCGUUUGUGGAGGAGCUCGUGAGGAAGUAUGGGGAUGAUUAUGGCAAGAUGGCGAGGGAUAUGAAGAUCAAUUAUAUGCAGAGGAGUGCGGGGGAUUUGAAGAGAAGGGUGAAGAAGUGGAGGGAGAAUGGAGGGAGGAUUGAAUGA
Zasmidium cellare ATCC 36951 is the source of this 741-nucleotide messenger RNA. RefSeq lists its product as uncharacterized. Lineage: Eukaryota; Fungi; Ascomycota; Dothideomycetes; Mycosphaerellales; Mycosphaerellaceae. The coding region runs from base 1 to 741 and encodes 246 amino acids. The record is from RefSeq and is a predicted model, not a curated record. Gene Ontology annotation, cellular component: nucleolus. The transcript has a single exon. Gene Ontology annotation, biological process: ribosomal large subunit biogenesis.